Molecule: messenger RNA, 1288 nt
Organism: Phytophthora nicotianae INRA-310
Lineage: Eukaryota; Oomycota; Peronosporomycetes; Peronosporales; Peronosporaceae
Exons: 1
Coding region: 41-1045 (334 amino acids)
Source: RefSeq, a predicted model, not a curated record
UGAAAUGGUUAUCAAAAAUUUCGGAUAGAUUGUUUAAUGCAUGUGGCGACGGAUGACUACGACGAUAAGGAAGACUUCACGAGUGACGUUGCUGGACGGAGGCACGGGUGAAGAAUUACUCGCUCGCGGGUUGCCUGUCGACCGCCACAUUUGGUCUGUCACGGCACUAGUGCACGAGCAACACCAUAAGCUGUUGCGGGAAGUUCACACGACAUUCCUGGACGCAAACGCGGACUGUAUCACGUGCAACAACUACGGUGUAACGCCUGGUGUGGGCUUCAGUGAUGACAAGAUCGCACGAUACACUGCCGUGGCAGGUCAAGUGGCUCGAGAUGCCUGCGAUCAGUGGACAGAAACCCACACGACGAGACCGAAGCCGAAGGUCUGCGGAUCUCUGCCUCCGUUACUAGAGAGCUACAGAGCCGACAAAGUGCCCAACCAGGAGGAAGGAGUAAGACUGUAUGCGAUGAUUGCACAGACACUAGCGCCCUUUGUGGACUGCUACUUGGCUGAGACGUUGUCAUCAAUUCAAGAGGCAAAGAUGGCGUUGCUAGGGGUGCAACAGACUCAGAGUGGAGAGAGUGAAAAAGCGGUGGGAGUGAUGGUAUCAUUUACACUUAACAGCUACGGGCGUGUUCGGAGUGGGGAUAAAGUUUGUGAGGUAGCAGAGGAGCUACUACGCUUUACUGCUGGCAUGUCUGGAACGGAACUGCAGGCUAUUCUCUUCAAUUGCUCACAACCCGAGGCCACCUGUAAGGCUCUAAGUGAGCUACACGAGGAUGAAGGCAUACGAGCAAGUCUGCGUAGUCGUGGGGUGCGUUUGGGCGCAUAUGCUAAUCGCCUUACGGUCAUUCCGGAUGAUUGGACUCUCGCGGAAUCUAGUGAACCACAGGCCAUGCGCACAGAUCUGGCUGUAGAGAAAUACAGAGAUUUCGUCUCGCAGUGGGUGGAGCUGGGUGCUGAAAUUGUAGGAGGCUGCUGUGGAAUUGGGCCCGAGUACAUCGCAAGCAUUCACGAGAUGCUGCAACAACAAGGUCGACGCUAACGCAAUAUUCACACCAACGCGCACUCCCAUUCUGUGUGUCUUCCUUCUAUACAGUGCUCAAUCGAUGAGGUUGCUGGCAAAUUGUACCUGCAUUAUUACUUUUCAACGGACAUUUGACGUCAACCAACAGUACGCACUGAUCAAGUAACCAUGCAAUGAAUGACACAAUAUCGUAUUAUGCACUACUGCAUACUACUUCUGAAGUAUACAGCAUUCUUAAUCACGUGCAGCUUGCUUAUUGAC